Messenger RNA from Aspergillus ochraceoroseus IBT 24754, 1347 nucleotides. Its product is annotated as glycoside hydrolase family 7 protein. Bases 1 to 1347 code for a protein of 448 amino acids. The record is from RefSeq and is a predicted model, not a curated record. Gene Ontology annotation, molecular function: hydrolase activity, hydrolyzing O-glycosyl compounds. NCBI's taxonomy places the organism in Eukaryota, Fungi, Ascomycota, Eurotiomycetes, Eurotiales, Aspergillaceae. The transcript is spliced from 3 exons. Gene Ontology annotation, biological process: carbohydrate metabolic process.
AUGUAUCAACGUGCCCUUCUUUUCUCUGCACUCCUGUCCGCCGCUCGGGCUCAGCAGGCAGGUACCCUGCAGGCUGAAACCCAUCCUACUUUGAACUGGCAAAAGUGUGAUGCCAGUGGUUCUUGCGCUAAAGUUGACGGCUCCGUUGUCCUUGAUGCUAACUGGCGUUGGACUCACUCCGUUGACGGUUCCACCAACUGCUACACCGGUAACACGUGGAACAAAGAGCUCUGCCCUGACAACGAAACUUGUGCAAAAAAAUGUGCGGUUGAUGGUGCCAAUUAUGCAGGAACCUAUGGCAUUACCUCCACGGGGGACGCACUCACGCUCAAGUUCGUCACUGGUUCCAACAUUGGCUCCCGUGUUUACCUGAUGUCCGAUGACGAGACCUACCAAACCUUUGACUUACUGAACAACGAGUUCACUUUCGACGUUGACGUAUCCAACCUUCCUUGCGGCCUGAACGGUGCCUUGUACUUCACCUCGAUGGAAGCCGACGGUGGUUUGAGCAAGUACAAAGGUAACAAGGCUGGUGCCAAGUACGGAACCGGCUACUGUGACUCUCAAUGCCCUCGUGAUAUCAAAUUCAUCAACGGCAUGGCUAAUGUCGAGGACUGGACUCCUUCCAACAACGACCCCAACACGGGUGUUGGUGGCAUGGGUGCAUGCUGCCCUGAAAUGGAUAUCUGGGAAGCCAACAGCAUCUCUUCUGCUUACACUCCCCACCCUUGCGAUGCCGUUAAGCAGACCAUGUGCAAAGGCGAUAAAUGUGGUGGCACCUACUCCUCCGACCGCUACGCCGGUCCUUGCGAUCCUGACGGCUGUGACUUCAACGCUUACCGGAUGGGCAACACUUCCUUCUAUGGCCCCGGUAAAAUGGUCGACACCAAAUCCAAAUUUACUGUCGUGACCCAAUUCGUUGCUAACGGUGGCUCCCUGUCUGAGAUCAAGCGUUUCUACGUCCAGAAUGGCAAAGUCAUUGCCAACUCUGCCUCCAAUGUUAGCGGUGUGGCUGGCAACUCAAUUACUUCCGACUUCUGCACUGCCCAAAAGAAGACCUUCGGUGACAAGGAUAUCUUCGCCCAGCACGGUGGACUUACCAAGAUGGGUGACGCCAUGUCUGCCAUGGUUCUCAUUCUCAGUCUCUGGGAUGACCACUACGCCAGCAUGUUGUGGCUCGAUAGCUCCUACCCCACUGAUGCCAACCCAAGCACCCCUGGUGUUGCCCGCGGUACUUGCGCCAAGGGUGCUGGCGACCCAAACACCGUCCAGUCUGCACACCCCGAUGCUUCCGUCACCUUCUCCAACAUCAAGUUCGGGCCUAUCGGCUCUACCUUUGAAUCUUGA